UUGGGUAUAAAACGCAGACAAGGAGCGAUACGGAUCCACUUCCAGUACCAGCCCAGAAAUGAAGCUUUUGCUAGUGUUUUCCGUUCUGUUGUUUAUCGGCAGCCUGGAGGCGAGUCGCUGCGUCCAUCGCCGGUGUCCCAAGAAUGAAGUGUAUUCCUGCUGUGCUCCCUGUCCGCAGAAGGCGUGCAUCUCGGAGGCCGUCAAAUGCCCGACGUCCUGCCUGCCCGGUUGCGUCUGCAAAAAGGGGUUCGUAAGAGAAACGCAGUUCGGUAACUGCGUUCCAGUGGACACACCUGCAAUCCACCGACUACCCAAGUGUGCUGCUGGCUGUACGUCCGGCUUCGUCUGUACGAAGGGUUUCGUGCGGGAAACGGAAUUCGGCAAAUGCAUCCCGCUUCGACUGUGUUCUCGCAUCAGCAUCGCCUCAGCGCAUCCGUCUGCCGAGAUGAAUUGGAGCAUCUUUCUGAUAGUUGCUGCCGGGUGCAGUAUCUGUGCUGCUCAAACCACCGUAAAACGCUACCCGACCGGUGUAAACGCUACCCGUUACGGAACAACCGGUGGAAACGCUACCCAUCAUAGAACGACCGGUGUAUACGUUACCCGGCAUAGCACGACCGGCAGCAGCGUGCGGCCCUCGAAAGGAUUAAUUCCGGUGGCUCCCGGAGCUAAGUGUCCCAUAACUACAUGUGGACGGAAUGAGGCACUGCAAGCGUGCGGAACAUGCAACCAGAUAACCUGCUCCGGAGUAUCCACGGAAAUGUGUCGACGAUCGUGCUACUGCGGUUGCCAGUGCCGACGGGGUUACGAGCAGGACUUUCUUCAUUUCGACGAACAACGCGUUCUUUUUGUGCUUCGACCUGGUCAUACGGCUCACGUUCAUUUUUGUAUUGAAUGA
Molecule: messenger RNA, 895 nt
Organism: Anopheles arabiensis
Lineage: Eukaryota; Metazoa; Arthropoda; Insecta; Diptera; Culicidae
Exons: 6
Coding region: 59-895 (278 amino acids)
Source: RefSeq, a predicted model, not a curated record